AUGGAUGAAAAUGAGCGAGAAAUCGAGCUUCCGGGGAGGAUGUUUGCUGCUGGAGAAGAGCCUGUCGGUGUAAGGGUUACUUCUUAUGGGCCAUCGAAUGGUAUUAGAGCUAUUAUGAAUGCUCUUGAUGAGGAAGAGCGUGCGAUAAUUCAGAACUCUUCUUUUGGGAAAUUCGUGGCUAUAUCGGAGAAACCUUCACACCUCACACGUGGACGGUGCACAUUGCUUCUCGAGUAA
Arabis nemorensis is the source of this 237-nucleotide messenger RNA. NCBI's taxonomy places the organism in Eukaryota, Viridiplantae, Streptophyta, Magnoliopsida, Brassicales, Brassicaceae. The record is from the annotation of a GenBank genome assembly.